This is a messenger RNA of Didymodactylos carnosus, 321 nucleotides long. The record is from the annotation of a GenBank genome assembly. Lineage: Eukaryota; Metazoa; Rotifera; Eurotatoria; Philodinida; Philodinidae.
AUGCUAGCAAAUUCGAUUCCAUCAAUCCUCAAGCAACCCGCAGUGUAUUAUUUAGAUAGUCAGACAUCGGUUCGUUCUAUGGAAGAUUUAAUCACCCUAUGUACAGCCACAAAACAUUAUGUUAUUGAUACGGAAUCAGAUCUUGAUACUCACUUACCUGCAAUUAUUCAGAUCUUACCAAUACCUGCCGACUCCUCAACAACUCCGUUAGUUCUUAUAAUUAUUGAAGUUAAUCACUUACCACCGAAGGGAAAAUCCCGUAUAAAAAUCGAAGAAGUGUGCAAUGUCAUCUUCAAAAAAGAUCAUCAUUUAAAUGGAUGA